AUGGGGAGGAAAGAAGACCAGGAAGCUGGGACGGCAUACCGGGAGGAUGGUCAGGUCGUAGCUGGGUUUCGCACAGGUGCCGGCCCUGGUUCGUAUUCAAGUGGCCAUUCAUUCAGAAAUGCGUUCUCAGGCGGAGCUCUGCGAGCUGUCGGAGGUAUGCUGGCAUUUGAAGCAGGCAGAUACAUCAUUCAAUCCAUGACUACCCCGUUCUCCUACAGAGGCCGGGAUUACUACUUCGAUAAGCAUCCAAGAAUGAGGAAUGACCUGAUACAGUGUUCAGUGUCUCCCGAAGAGUUGAAACAGCUGUCCGGUGAGUCCGUGAGAGCAAAACGCGAACCGCCCUCGUCAUCGAACACAACAUCACUACUCACUACCAUUCCAACCCCGUCGACAACGAUGCAACCUGAUAAAGUUUUGGAUAGCGUGUUCUGGGUUCGAGCACAUCAUCACGUUGUGGGAGGUCUCACCGAGCACGAAUCCUCGUCAGUACAAUACAGGAACGGUACGCAACCACAAGUUAUUACGUGGGCAUGUCGUAAAGAUGUUGAAUUAUGUUGUGGUACUGACUGCUGUCCUGCGGACGAUGAUGAAGGCCUGAGCAAUGUUGGUAUGUGGAUUGGGUGA
Molecule: messenger RNA, 624 nt
Organism: Cooperia oncophora
Lineage: Eukaryota; Metazoa; Nematoda; Chromadorea; Rhabditida; Trichostrongylidae
Source: the annotation of a GenBank genome assembly